AUGAAUACACAAUAUGAUAUUCAAAAACGAAACAAUUCAAGAUUGAUUAUUUUCGAUGACCGAUUUGCUCUAACACUUUGGCGGCGUUUAAAAUUUAGUCAUCGAAUAACUAAACUAAUUCCGAAUACGAAACCAUUCGGUUUCAAUGUUCAAGGAACAUGGGGAAUGUGUGGUGUCAAUACAGCAAUGCGAUUAAAUAUCACGAAAUACAAUCAAUCAAUAUCGGAGAAUUCUACGAAACGUUCAUUAUCGAUUCGAUACUGUUAUCUGCAUAUACUUCAAUUAAAAUCAGAAAAAUCGAUUAUGAAUCAAGAUGAACAAAAGAAAUUAAUCGAGCAAUUACCAGUCGAAAUGUGGAUUUCGAUACUUAAACAUUUAGAUAAACAAGAUAUUCAACAUUUAGUACUUGCUUUUCCUGAUUUUCAAUUACUGAAAAUUGUUUGGGAAGCUGAGGAAGUGAAGAAGUUUGAAGAAAACUUAUUACGACAAAAAUUUAUUCCAACAAUCAAUGGUGUAUAUGAACAUUCACGAACUGCAACGAGUUAUAUUGUGCAGUAUGAUCGAAAUACACAUGAAGUAUGUGAAGUAGAAAUGGAAAAACUUUUAGCUGAUGUAUUUUAUAAUCGAAAUUGUUAUGGUUCCCUUUAUGGAGUUGAACAAAAAGAUCGAAUAAAACGGCAACCAACGAUCGAUUUAGAUCAUAGUGUCGAUCGCACUUAUAUGACUAAUCGUCAUCAAGCACAAUUUAUUCGUCAAGAUCUUUUAUCACGUUUUCAUUUGGAAAAAAGCACAUUACUGCAUAGUUCAGAUGAUGAAAAAUUUGAUUCAGACAUGAGUAUCGAUAAUCAACAGUAUGAAUUCGAUAAAUUAGAGAUUCUCACUCGUCAACGAAAGCAUGCUCUGGAAAAUACAGAAGAAAAGCUUGUUGAUCAAUAUUUAGUUGCCAAUAACAAUGGUCAUGAUUAUCAUUUGGACCGAUGGAGAACAUUUUCAAGAGACGACAUAAUAGGUUAUCGUGAAAAUUUAUUGAAACAGAUCGAGCAAGAUUCAGGUGCAACUUUAUGUCGAAUGGCAUCGGAAAAUAUGAGGUCAGCGCUAAAACUUGAAGAUGUAGUUUAG
Rotaria socialis is the source of this 1119-nucleotide messenger RNA. The record is from the annotation of a GenBank genome assembly. Lineage: Eukaryota; Metazoa; Rotifera; Eurotatoria; Philodinida; Philodinidae.